This is a messenger RNA of Porites lobata, 7535 nucleotides long. The record is from the annotation of a GenBank genome assembly. NCBI's taxonomy places the organism in Eukaryota, Metazoa, Cnidaria, Anthozoa, Scleractinia, Poritidae.
CUGCAUUGGUGCUAAUCAUAGCCUGGAAGCCUGGAACGCAAAGCCAACCCGCUGACCGGUCUCCGCUUGUCGAAGGAUUAUGUGUUCUCAAUCAGUCUCCUUGCUGAAAUAUGGCGUGGUCUGCACCGGAAGAUUGGUCUCGCUGGGAUCCAGAAAAAUUAUUAGUAUGUCCGUACGAUGAAGUGCAUAGGAUAAAGGCCAAAAGAUUUCAAAAACAUUUGUUAAAAUGCCGAGAGAAUCACCCUGAAAAGGACUUCGUAACUUGUCCUUUCAACGCAAAACACGUUAUGUUAAGAUCGGAAAUUCGGCACCAUGUCAGUAGAUGUCCUGAUAGGGUGAGUAGAAGUCAAAUGAUAUGCUAUGAACACUUGCUGUGUGAAUUAUUUCGGCAGGAGAAGGUUUCUCCGGUUUUCAUUUUGUUUCCAAUCUUCAUUUUAAAAUGUGGCUUACAUGACAUACCAAUUGCCCAGCUGUUGUUCAGAUUAUGUUGUUACACUAAACUAUCUUUGCCACUCACAGUUUUCCAUUACCUAAUUUCCUUUUCAGUAAGUUGGAACCCUGUUAAAACGGUCACCACUAGGUCAUAAAAAUUUGGCGACAUUAACAGGGUGGCCGUAUUAUCAGGGCAGGGUCAAAUUUCAUGACUUAAGCCAACUAGAAUUACAAAUGCACCAUAUAUUGCAUUCACACUUCUUAAAAAACUGUUCUCUUAAACUCGCAACCAGAAUGAAGAUAUUGCAUACAGUAAUAACAAAAACUACUUGAAACUUUUCUUUGAUAGGUAAAACACUGCCAUUAAACUGCCACAAAUGCAUUUCAAGUGUACGUUAGGUUAAAGGGAACCUCCACUCUUACUACAGAAUAAGUUUAAAUCGAAUAAAAUUAUGUUGAUAAACAAAUUUGUUCGAAAUUUGUCUUAAAAAAUGUGUUUAUAUCAGGAAAAGUGAAUUUUAAAAUCGCUUAUUUUCACUUUCAAAUUUGUGCUCAGCUGACACAAAGAUUUUUGUUUAAUAACAAUGAAAUUGACAAAAGUUAUUUCUUUUCGGAUACAAACAAAAAAAUAUUUUAGAUUGACUUGACUGUAACAGUUAUUUCCUGUGAUUUAAAGUUAUAUUUUUGUUGAAGUGGAGGUUCCCUUUAAAGGCAACACAAGAACAGGCUCAGCUGGCUAGAUCAGUGAAAUUGACACGUCACAGGCAUUUUAAUUUUCUAAAUUUCGAACGGGUGGCCUUAUUAACAGGUUGAAAUUAUAUAAGAUUCUACUGUUUGGGAUUUAAAAAAUGUAUCCGUUGGCUGUAUUAACAGGUGACCACAUUAACAAGGGUUUUUUUACCAGAAAAUGUAUGCCUGUUUUGCCAGGCCAAAAAAACUGGCCGCAAUAAUGAGGUCCAGACCGUAUUACCGAGGUGGCCAUAAGUCGGAGUUCCACUGUACCAAAAUUCUUUGAUUUUUUACCCAAUUUGCAUUCAAGAACCAAAGGGUUAGAAAUGUGUUAUAGUUUUUGUACAAGGCAGUAAACCUUAUUUUUUCCUUAAACCCCUUUCUUGAGGCCCUAUUAAAGUAUAGGGUAAAAUCUGAUAAUCAAGAUAGCCUUGAAAGACUGUGACAAAGGACAGCAAAAAUGGCCACAAAUGACACAAAGAUGGGUUGAAUCUGCGACACGACACAGAAAUGCACAGAUACAAUAGUAAAUUACCGUCAGUGACAUGGCUUCCUCCUCGAUACGUGAGGAUACAGGUUUUGUCAUAUGUAGCCCCCCUAAGAGAGCCUCAUUCUUUACUCUCCCCAUCAUAAUGAUAAAUACUGGAUUUUCAGUCUUGUUCUCCAUAUAUAUAUAUAAGUCGAUUGUCUUAACAAAUUUUACUUUGUUUUAAUUUUCAGACAGUUAUAGAACAGUAUAACUACAAAGGUAUGUUAAAACUACAAGUUAAGGUCAGACAGCACUAAAAAGUUGUUACGCCCAGAAGAACCCUUCGUUAAAAGACCCUUCCAGAGCAGUCUUUUCAACUUUUGACAUGGACCGAUUAUGAGAAUUUCAUCAACACUACUGGAAAGAAGGCCUGAAAAUAAUAAGUAAAACUGUCAAAUUUGGAAGUGAUAUGUUGAAAGUGAUAAGUCAUAAGUACACGAAGAUAAAAUUAGCCCUGCAAAGUUUUGAAAAUUUACAGACUUUGGUAUGAUUGGUCGCAAGUUUGUGCCCCCCACCAUACAAACGUCUGUAAAAUUCCGUGAGUUUCAAGAGCUAUACAUUCCUUAUUUUUGAACAAAACAAUUUCAAACUUUGCUAUUUUACUAAUUUAAAGGUGCUCUUUCCAGAUGAGUUUACUGAAUUUCUUGUCCACUUGUCCAUGUCAAAAGUUGAACAAAAAAAAGCAUGGAAAGAUCAAUUUGUGCAGUCUGAGUAUUUCUCUAUGGGGGGAUGAAAUUUUUACAGUGUCACCAUUCCCAGUUUUAAUAGAGGGUCCCUUUUUUUUGCAGGGGGGAAGAUUUAUUUGUUUGAAUAAUUUUUAGCAUCAUUGUUAAUGUGCUGCAACCAUGAGGCAGGAAUUGUGAAACCCGGAUCUUGUUUAAUAUGCACUUAAAAUCUUCUUUGGGGUUCCAGACCUCAUGGUACAUAGAUAUUGAGUAAGGAGGCUGGGGAGCUUUCUGGCAGAAAAGAAACAUUGUAACUUUGAACCUCAGCCUUUCAGGACCUGCUUUUGAUCUAGGGAAAGACACCCCCAGAUUUGAAAUUUGAAAAAGAAAAAAAAGUAGGCCAAGAAGCAAAAACACUUAUCUUAAUUUCCCUUACUUAAGACUAGAGGUUUUUUUUUGUUCCAUUUUUCUUUUGUUUCCUAUGAAAGGACCUGGGGGUCAUGCCUACAGUAACUAGGGGAAAUUCACAUGUCCCAGCCCUUAGUAAAAGCCCUGCCCGUGAUGAAUCUGUAGCAUGUGUGGGUUUUUUUUCUAAGUAGGGAGACAGAGUUUUACUGUUUGUGUCGCCCUGCAGAAGAAACGUUUUCCAGCACUCCCGUAGCAUUUUCUAUCAAAUCAGUCGUAGUUUUCCACUGGAAGGUAGAAGUCAAUCUUUGGUGAUUUUUGGAGUGGGUAAUUAUUAAUUUUAUUAUGAUGAUAGUUACUGGUUUGCGAAUACAGCUGUCAUUCCUCACUCCUUGCCUAGGGAUUUUCCACAAGUCCUGAGGAGCGAGGAGCGAAGAGAUACGGCUGUAUUUGCAAGUUGGAUAGUAGCCUGCGUGCUUGUGGGCCCAAAAUUCCCUUAGUUUUCUCUUCCCUUUCAAAUGCCUGCCGCAUAGGCUAGUUGGAUAGUUGCAUGUAAACUUAUUGUUUUGUUAACAGGAAGUGAAAAGGAUGAAGAUGGCUUCUACUUCAAAGGAAACACUUCCGUUCCAAGUUAUCACAAAACUGAGGAUAUACAAGAAUCUUCUGAGAGUUGGGAUGCAGGUCUGUAACAAGCAUUCACUUGAAACUUUCGGGUAUCCGUAGUUUUGUUAAAAGUAAAGCUGGUAAAAUUCAAGAGCGGGGCCUGACUGUAAGGUAAAGUAGAAAUAAAAUACUUUUAUUUAAUUGCCUGGUGGCCCUUUGCACCUUACUUUUGCCUCCAGGUGACAAGAAAAUCUUAGUUUUUUCAUAGAAAUCAUAGUUGUGCUGAGCACCCUGAAUUUCACAGGAUCAGAGCACUGGGCUUCCUUCAAUUUUUCUUAGAGCACAGCCUUGCUUUCAGUCUAAAAAAUCAUUAAAUGUCUCUUUCUCCAUGCUUUUUGCUCGGUCCAAUUUCGUCUGCCCAUUAAUCAUUUUGUAUUACUCUACAGGGCUUUCACAGUUAGCAAAAAGUCAUGGAAGAAAAAAUAAGUCAAUGUUAAGGAAAAGUCACAAGGAAAUUGUCCAAAGAUUCCCGAUGGGAUACAUGUUGGCCCAUCUUGGCCGCUCGGGUAGCUAAUCUGAAUGCAUGAUUUGCUUCAUCUAGCCUGCUAUUGGAUUCAGCUACCCUGCAAGCAGAAGUUUCUGUCUUGCAUUACUUUUAGCACUUAUGAAGUUGUUCGCCUCACUUGUCUGUUGUGUUUAAAAUAAACCAAUUACAUGACUGACAAGCAAUGCAAUGUGAAUGACUUCGUUAUUCAACCAGGAAUGAGGUAGACAAAGAACUUUGUGGAUGUGCUACCUCCAAAUCAUUAUUUAUUUAUUUAUUUAUUUUAUUUGUUUAAAUGCUAGAAGCCAUGCAAGAGAGAAAGCUCUGCUCACAGGGCAGGUUUCAGCCAUGUAAUAAAAUGAUGGGAGUACUGGUAGGUAGGUUGCAGUUAGGUUGGCUGCAACCAGACUUAAUUUCCCUGUCCUAUGAAUCAUUAACUAUAAUGUUUUUUGCCGUUUCUAGGUGAAGAGAGCGAUUUCCAGUGGACUGAACAUAAUGACAUUAAUACACCCCUGUGGAACCAAGGGAUGGCUCAAACUUCUCAUGCUGUCACAGAUACACUAAGGUUUGGAAACAUAUGUUAUCAGCUGAUCGAUAUAAUAAUUUUAUUAUGGUUUCUGAUUUUAUGUAAUGUCAUGAUAAAGUACCUGAAAGUCAGCUUAAGAGUGAUCAGUAUCAAUUUUCUCCUAACUAUUUUAAUACAUAAUCAAUCGAUAAAAUGACCAUUACAGAGAAAAUGCAUUGAUCUCCAAUCAAAUUCUUUCAACUAAUUCUUUAAGGAAUUGUAUGGCGAUCAGUGUGGAGAAUUUUUAGAUUGAUCUUUGGGUCUUAAGGGUUAUAUCACCGACACCAAAUCCAGUAAUCUGUAUUUUUUCCGUGCGUUUAUCAUUCAAAGUUCUUUCUUUUGUCUAACCUCAAUCCCUUCAAAUAAGAAUCACUGAACGACUGAAGCUAAUCCGAAAUUUUGACGUAACGGGAGCAAAGCAAGGAUUAUUUAUUUUCAACAGAUGUGGUACUUCUACAUUACUUUCACAUCAGCGAAGUUUUCCCUGUCUCAUUUUCUAAAAUUCAAUAUAACUUUUAUCAAAAUUUGAAAAAAAAAAGCAAAACAAAACAAAAAUCAAUGUCUGAAAACCUUAAAAGUAUAUUUCUAAGUGUCUCCAAAAUUUAUUCCAGCCCUACUAUUUUGAUUUUAUGAGAUGGUGAGUUGUUGCUGUUUUUUUUUUUGGCAGUUUAAGUCCAGAAGAACGAGAAAAAUUCAAAGGACAGAUGAGAAGAGAAGCUGCAAUAAGAAAUGCAAAGUAAGAAAAAAAUCACUCAAAAUUUUAUAUUUAUUGUUUAUUGCAUACUUUACGUAUCACGUUAACAUUCAAGUACCUGGUUUUUUUACCCUGUUUGAGAUGGCAUCCCAGUUUUAAAGUCAAAUCGCAUUGCCUGACUUUCUGUCUCUAACGUAAACGCGCUCGUCUUUUUAAGGAAACCUAAUUAGAUCAUUAUUGACGACGCCUGGUUCCAGUAUAAUCGUCAAGAUCCCGUCCAUCGUCCUGCGCCAUCGUGUUUCUGUAGUGACCUUUUCGUGGUAGACUGGUUGUUACCGAGGACGUCCUGUCGUUUAUGUUUGUUUGUCUGUUUAGUUCUGGAAAGGUAUUGCUCGUGCCUUGCCAUCGGUUUGGCAUAGUUGGUCACAUUAUAUAGACUUGCUACAAGUCGACCUCCCAUAAGUUCUUUGAAGUGGGCGAAGCGAGCUUUAAUGAAUGAGGUCGCACAGCGACCGAGGGAGCGACGAAGUCUCGAGGUCGACUUGUUUCGUCUGAGUGGAUUUGAAUCAUAUUAAUAUAUAGAUUUAGCCAGGGCUAAAAGCGAAGCUCUCAUUCAUAUCUAUAGUUCACUCAAACAAAAUAUAAAAUCGUAUAAUUCUAAAAGGCAAAGGCAAAGAAAACAGCCAAAAAAAAUCAGUAGGUCUAAUUAGCAAAAAAACAACUUUGCACGUGCAGCACACUUUUUUGUACAUUUCUGUGCCGUUGUUUUGCAUGACUUCAACGUGAAACUUCCAGAAACUUCCUAGUUACACGUUUUAUGGAGGAAAUGUUGUAUGUGUUCCUGUUCACUUUUUUUUCGCUGCCACUCAGUUUCACCAUGGUGGCCGCUAGCAUUUCUCAUUUUUCUCACCGCCGCUAUAAAAUUCCAACGAAAUUGGUCUCCUUUGUUUUUUAUCUCUCGCUCCAGCUCUUUCUUUGUUAUCCACGUCAAUGCAGACAUUAAAAGUAAGUCGAAAGAAAGAAUCGGCUUUAUUGUUGUUGUUGUUUUUUUUUAUCUCUAAAAGUCCGGGUGGCUAUGCGAUUUACCGCCGAAACGCACGGGUACUUGAACUGCACAAUUUCACCCCGCCUUACAUAACGGGGUGGACGUACGGAACGAUUUUAUCAGAACCAAAAUUUCUUGGAUACAUUGAUAACCAAAUUUUUUUACCCAUGGCGCUCAGCUGCGCGCGAGAGCUCCGCUAUAAAUUCUCGCGGGAAGAGAAAUGAUUGACAUAAUGUUGUGUCGGGAGUGGCGUGAAAUAUCACUCACUGUCCUAUUGGUCAAUUGUCAUAACGUCACCGGUAGAAUUUUCGACCUGUGAAUUUCGCGCCAAACUGGUAUGACAAGUCCUUUAAAUGGCAUAACCAACCAGGAAAAAAAUACAGGACUUCUAGAAAGUCUACAUAUCAUAUAGCAAAGCCGAAUCGAACUGACUCAUUCGGGGUAGGCUGGUUGUCACCAAAGGGUCCUGUCAUUUGUUUGUUUGUUUUUCAGCUCUGGAAUGCUGUUACCUUCGCAAAGAUGGGCCAGCUCUGAAGGAUAUAACAAAAGUUCAGACAAUUAUAUGAUGCAACAUUCAUUGCCUACUAACGUUGGACAAAGUGCAAUGGCGAACUCCUCAGUACAAGAGGUGGAACCUGUGGUUCAUACAGGCGUCUUAACCAACACUGCUUCAAAACAAAGAAACCCUAUAUUUGAAUAUUGUGUUCAGCGAAUGCAGAAUAGUUCUGAGUGCGGUAAUAAACAAAAUAUGGUGGUAAGUCAAAGUGGUGCGUGCAAAAAAGAAGAAGUCAUGAACGAGAGUAAUCUUACACUUCAGCGUCUAACAAACGAAGGCGUUUCUUCUCAACACCCACGCAACACUGUGUUAACAUCUUUUACACAUGACAACAUGAAAUUAAGAAGUAACUUUGCAUACAGCGGAAUGGAAAAUAAAUCGUUAUUACAAGAGGCAAGAAGCAAAGAGGGAGACGUUGCGAUUUCUAAUGUUUGCGGACGGCAAAAUCUUUUAACACCCUCCCAGCAAACGAACAGUUUUACUCAAGAAUCUUCGGCGAUGGACCCGAUAGAAUUAACAGCUGGUUUUAUAGAAAAUGAAAUGGAGAAAACACUAAGAUUACACGGGAAUACGGCGAAGCCUGAAGUGGCUGCAGUGUCGAGUGUUUGCGGACAGCCGACUUACCCAACAUCGUCAUGCGCGAACGGUCCUCACUUGGCCGGUGUGGGUAGAGCCAGGCACUUCGCUGAGGCCAGAAAGAACAAUUUUGGGGGCAUUUGUUACAACCCACCAAAAAAUGCAGGUAAGAAUCUUUUGAGUGUAUUCUAA